GUUUUUUUCUCUUCCAUACCCACAAAAUUCUUGACUCAUACUCAAACGCGCCAUGCCACCCAAACGCAAAUCUGACGCGAUUGACCUCUCUAAGGACUCUGAAGAUGAGAAUUAUACUCCCAAAUCGCCUGUUACGGCUCCCGCGAAAAGGGCACGCGUCUCGAAUGCGUCCGAGGUUGCUCCUGGUAACGCUGAGGCAUCUUCGUCGAAAGGGAAGAGUGACCUAGAGUCGCUCAAGAGUGCACCGAAGAGUUGGAAGGAUAUCGAGUUAGAAGGAGAAGACGAGGGUGAAGUUCCUGUAUACGAUGAUUGCAACGAGAUCCGACGGAAGAUCCGUCUAUUACAGAAGGACCCCAACUUCAAGAUCACACAUUGGCUGAAGGAAAUCGGAGAUAUCAACAGCAACUCAUGCCAAAGGUUCAUGAAAGCAUCCGGCGCAAAUGGUGGUGCCUCUAAUGGCACAUAUUAUGCUGCGUACGUUACUAGCCCUAUUGCGGUCGUUGACUGGGCUGAUUCGGCAGUAAUAGUUACGUGUACUUUGAAAAGGUCCGCAUUUUCGAAGGCAAAAAGAAGACGGCGAAACGCGAGAGGAACGAGAUCGAGCAUCCUAGAGGGUUCCCACUUCGAGCCAGCAGGGGAGUUUGGAUUCUUUCACGCUAGAGGCGAUUGAAUUGGAAGAUCCAAACUGGGACACAGGCAAUUGGUUGUGCAGCCACGAGAAUGAGCGAGACUAGCUUUCAACAUUGCUCGUCUCUCUAUCUGCUCUCCAUGCAUUGAUCCAUUGUACAAUCCUUGCUACAUUUGACUCGAGAUCUUCUGUACCUUCGCUUUUCAGCUCGACGACAAUUUCUUGUGAAUAUGACGAUCGUGCCUCGUCUAGGACAACCUCCAUAAUUUCUGCUUCAUUAUUUUCUUGGAUUUUCUUGAGUGGAUAUCC
This is a messenger RNA of Somion occarium, 937 nucleotides long. The record is from the annotation of a GenBank genome assembly. Lineage: Eukaryota; Fungi; Basidiomycota; Agaricomycetes; Polyporales; Cerrenaceae.